AUGCCAGCGCUGGGGCUCAAGACCGUCGCCACGGCACGGAACGGUGUUGGCGCAUUCAUCCUACAAUGCCGGCGGCUGGACCUGCACUACUGCAACCAGGGCGGAUCGUCAGAGGGGAUGAAGUCGUUCCUUUCAUCGCCGAUGCUGGCGCGCUUCACAGCGCAAUACCCACAGACCGAGUUCCGGGUGUCGCCGCGGCCGACCAAACACCCCGUGAUGCGGGCGUACUACAUCAACGGGCGCGAGAAGAGCGUGUGCGUGCGCAACCUCGAGAAAGAGCAGAUCCGCAGCAUGGCCGAGUAUCUGGUGAGCAAUUCAGGGAACAAGGUCAAGAAGGUGGGCAGUCGGAAGGUGAUUAGUUCCAAUGUGAACGUUAGGGGGAUUUGGAGUCCGCUGCAUGGUGGGAUUAAGGCUGUUUGA
Exophiala aquamarina CBS 119918 is the source of this 420-nucleotide messenger RNA. RefSeq lists its product as uncharacterized. NCBI's taxonomy places the organism in Eukaryota, Fungi, Ascomycota, Eurotiomycetes, Chaetothyriales, Herpotrichiellaceae. Gene Ontology annotation, biological process: mitochondrial translation. The coding region runs from base 1 to 420 and encodes 139 amino acids. Gene Ontology annotation, molecular function: structural constituent of ribosome. The record is from RefSeq and is a predicted model, not a curated record. The transcript has 2 exons. Gene Ontology annotation, cellular component: mitochondrial large ribosomal subunit.